Molecule: messenger RNA, 1056 nt
Organism: Artibeus jamaicensis (Jamaican fruit-eating bat)
Lineage: Eukaryota; Metazoa; Chordata; Mammalia; Chiroptera; Phyllostomidae
Product: histone H2A type 1
Exons: 1
Coding region: 27-419 (130 amino acids)
Cellular component (GO): nucleosome
Molecular function (GO): DNA binding; structural constituent of chromatin; protein heterodimerization activity
Source: RefSeq, a predicted model, not a curated record
CUGAAAUCUUGGUGCUACUAGUCAGCAUGUCUGGACGCGGAAAACAGGGCGGCAAGGCGCGCGCCAAGGCCAAGACACGCUCCUCCCGCGCUGGCCUCCAGUUUCCAGUCGGCAGAGUGCACCGCCUGCUCCGCAAGGGCAACUACGCCGAGCGGGUCGGGGCCGGCGCGCCCGUCUACCUGGCGGCCGUGCUCGAGUACCUGACGGCCGAGAUCCUGGAGCUGGCGGGCAACGCGGCGCGCGACAACAAGAAGACGCGCAUCAUCCCGCGCCACCUGCAGCUGGCCAUCCGCAACGACGAGGAGCUCAACAAGCUGCUGGGCAAGGUGACCAUCGCGCAGGGCGGCGUGCUGCCCAACAUCCAGGCCGUGCUGCUGCCCAAGAAGACCGAGAGCCACCACAAGGCCAAGGGCAAGUAAAAGCCUGCAGCGGCGCCAACAAGUUGAAACCAAAGGCUCUUUUCAGAGCCACCCACCUUGGCACUAAAAGGGCUUGCAUAAUCCAUACAGUGGUUUCUCAAUGUGCAAGUAGAUGGCAGUAUGAAAACACUAUGAAAUAGGAAAGUAUCCAUUGAAGAUUAACAAUAUAAACAAAGUCGCUAGUCCGCCGAGUCAAACACACACAGAUACUUUGUAUUGUGUGAGCACGGAGUCAGUGUAGCAGGUCCUCAGUGUUGAAAGUGAAGCUCUUGUCACUCAGUCCCCAUUAGGGAACUCAAAACCGCCUGGUGUUGGAAACCUUGCCCAGGUCUCCUACUUCCCCGAAACGAGCACCUGGCCAUUAGCUAAGAACAUUGCGGUUAGCCACAAGGCACAGUCCCUUGACUAUUGGAACCUCUAAUCAACAAGGACUUUCCAAAUAACCUCCGGCUAGCCCCCGUGUGCCCGCGCUCCACAAGCCAAUCAGCGCUCCACAAGCCAAUCAGCUACGGACAAAGGAGGUGUCCACAAGUACAAGUUACACCCCAGUAACCAAUAAGCGGGCCCUCCUUUCUCUCAAGCUAGCCAAUAGCAAGCAGCCUAAUCUUCUCCCUUCUUCCCUAUAUAUAUACCCAGU